GUUUUGUUUUCUGAGUCUGUAAAACCUUUCCAGUGUCCUCUUCAUUUCUACUUUUUAGGGGAACAACUCUUCACAUUGUAGCCAUCUGCAUGUUACCUACCUGUGUGUACUUAAGUCGAAUGUUACAUGACCAUAAAUACCGUCUUGGCUUACUGCAUGUUGACUUAAUGUACAGACCUGGCUUUAACCUCUUCCCCUGCCUUCCAUAUUGCUGGCUGUAGGGUGUGUCUACAUGGUAUACUGGAUAAACUCCAUAGAAAUUAUUUACUUUCUUUCCUAGACAAACGAAAGAACAAUGAGCCUAGUCACAGAGGUAACGGAUGUGCUAGGCUACAUUACAGUCACCGACUUGCAGGCACUUAGCACCUCUCACUGGAAGAUACAGUUCAAAAGUCACCAAGUUAAUGUGACCACUCACAAUUCCAGUCUGAAUUAGCAAACCUGAAUCAGGCUUUUGGAACAGACCCAUCCUGCAGAGUACUGAGUAGUCUGUCCAAAGCUCAGUAAAAAAAUUUUAAGCCUGAUGGUAACUCUGUAGAGGAAAUGCAUUGGGAACUUUCGUUUCAUUAUGGGUUUAAGAUGAUCAAAGUGCGGGCUGUUACUGAAGACAGUUGUUCAUUUAGUAUGUGACUGCACGGUCUAUUGCCAUGAGGGUAGCAGGAACUUAUGGCUAGAGGAGACUGAUUACACCUCUGGUAGUAAUCUGUAAAUCGAAACCUGCUGUGAAACUGCAGCUGAAGACAGUUCAACUGUGUGAAGUUCAGUAUUUGGCUCCUUUUCCGGAUCCAUCCCCCAGUUUGCACAGUUGUAUGAACUGGUAUGCAGCUCUCUUAAAAGGAAGGAAGAGGGGCCAGAAGAGGUGAUAAGGUACUGUGUGUGCUCAGCAGAGGGUGGUUAUUUUGUUGGCAUACAUAGUUUCAGGACUCUAGUUCCUGCUCCGUGAACCAACUAUUUAAAAGUCAAGAAAUGUCUACCAAUUUAAAAUACCUUUCCCUGGGCAUCCUGGUUUUCCAAACCACAAGUUUAGUCUUGACCAUGCGUUAUUCUCGGACACUGAAAGAAGAAGGACCUCGUUACUUAUCCUCUACUGCAGUAGUUAUUGCUGAACUUCUGAAGAUUUUGGCCUGCGUUCUAUUGGUCUACAAAGACAGCAAGUGCAAUUUACGGACUCUGAACAGAGUGCUACAUGAUGAAAUCCUUAAUAAGCCCAUGGAAACUCUUAAACUUGCUAUUCCUUCAGGAAUAUAUACUCUUCAAAAUAACUUGCUGUAUGUAGCAUUGUCAAACCUAGAUGCAGCCACAUACCAGGUUACAUAUCAACUGAAAAUUCUUACAACAGCGUUGUUUUCUGUGUCCAUGUUGAGCAAGAAACUGGGUGUGUACCAGUGGCUUUCAUUAGUAAUAUUGAUGACAGGAGUGGCAUUUGUGCAGUGGCCUUCAGACUCUCAAGCAACAGCUGCUAAGGAACAUUCAGCAGGAUCUCAGUUUGUAGGCCUGGUCGCAGUUCUGAUAGCGUGCUUUUCUAGUGGAUUUGCUGGGGUUUAUUUUGAGAAAAUUUUAAAGGAAACUAAGCAGUCUGUGUGGAUCAGAAACAUUCAGCUUGGAUUUUUUGGUAGCAUAUUUGGACUGAUGGGUGUAUACAUUUAUGAUGGAGAACAACUGUCAAAGAAUGGAUUUUUUCAAGGAUACAAUAAACUUACUUGGGUAGUUGUUGUUCUGCAGGCACUUGGAGGGCUGGUAAUUGCUGCUGUUAUAAAAUAUGCGGACAACAUUUUAAAGGGAUUCGCAACUUCUCUCUCUAUUAUACUGUCAACAUUGAUCUCCUAUUUCUGGCUGCAAGAUUUUGUCCCUACAAGCGUCUUUUUCUUCGGAGCCGUCCUUGUAAUAGCAGCUACUUUCCUAUACGGUUAUGAUCCCAAACCUGCAGGAAAUCCCAUUAAGGCAUAGCAGACUUCCUCAUCAACCUGCUUCUCAAGAUCAUGCGUUGGGGGCCUUGCUAACAAUGGCAUGUGGAAGGUGUCAUUGUGCGCUGCAAGGAAAGGAUUACUACCCUGAACCUAUUGAAGAAAUGCUUAUGAGUAGUUUUGACCAGCCAGAGGGGUUAAAGGUGGAUGAUGAUACUGUCUGUAACUGAUUUAAAAAACAAAAAAAACAAACAAAAAAAAAAAGCGGGGAAUGCCCAGUGCAACUUGCUAAUAAAAACUUGAAAGGAACAAAAAGUUUCCAAGAAACUGCAAUUAGGAAUGUUUACAGCUUUGACUGGGAUUGCAUCAAAAAAAUUUACUGUAUUGACUGCUGCAGAAGUAUAUCCUAUGCACUCUUUAAAAGAGCACAUGACAACAUUGUCAGAUUGUAUGUUUUUGCAAUUUGACUAUAUUUAAUAUUGGUAAAUAUGUUUUUAACUGUCUAUUUACAUGAAGUCAGCUGAAUACACAUCGUAGUUCUGAAGUGAUGGAUCUAAUUAUGUAUUCCUUAUUAAAACUGUGAAGAUUGAAGUAUGAUUGAAAGACACUUUCACAAUAUCAAAUAUUUUUAUAUUUUGAGGGCUGUUUUAAUAACAGAAAUCUGUUAUUAAAGUAUAUUAUAAUUUUGUUGCUUAUAUAAAACUGUUGUAUGAAUGUUAACAUUCUCACCUAAGUACAGAAAGGGAGAAAUUCAGAGUGAAAGCUGGAAAUCUGUGUUGAUACUCCAACCUUCAUCAGGGUAGCCUGUAGUUUUCCAACAGAUACGCUAACUCUGUGAACACAGGCUGGAGGUUGCUGCACUAACCUGCUACUAAGAGUAGAGUUAUGAUGGAGUGCUUGCUCAGAUGUAAUGUCCAUUCUUUUUAUUUUUAUUGAUUACAGAUCAACUUUUUGGUAGAACCCUUAAAGUAGUUUUUAUGCUUUAGGUAUCCUCUGAGGUUUUUUUUAAUCACAACUUGGAAAAAAAAAAAAAAAAAAAAGGAAAAAAAAAGCCCAUAAUAAACAUUUUAAAUGCAUUAUUGUUGUCUGUAACAGCUCCAUCUGGAGCUAUUAUGGUAUAUCAUCUGUAUACUGUACUGUACUUGAUUACAGAGGUGUUUUUUAAAUAAGUGUUGUUUACUCAUGAACUCUCCAAGGCUUUUUCAGUACAUUUCUAUGUAAUGGCUUACUUAGAGAUUGUUUUUUAUUAUUUUUACUGUUUUGUUCUGGGAGUCCUUGAGCCAACAGACCAAAAUGGGUUCUCUGGAGCUAUUCAGUCUAGUAGUGGAAUCACUUUAAUAGGAAACAUAAUGAAAAAGUAAUUAAUUGUGCAAUAGGUAAAUAUAAAAGCAUGCUGUUCUUCUGACUUAAACCAAAAAAAAAACCAACUUCACAAAGAAACCUAGGUGCAAUUAGAACUUUGAUCAGUUAGACUGUUAAGAACACUUCACUUGUUGAAGUAUUUGCAUAUAGGCAGAAACACCAAAAAAAGAAAUGCCAGAACUUACAAACAAAAAAAGCUGUCUUGUUUUCAGGGGACCUAUUCACAAUAGAUAUUAAUGUAGAGUGACGACUUAUCCACGUGUUACACUUGUAAAGGUACACAUUUAUACAAAAACACAUCGGUAGUCCCUUACCUGUAGAAUGGCAAGUGGUAAAAAUGUACAGGUUUUUUUUCCCCCACAUUACGCACUUUCUCGCUUCUGUUUUGUGCUAGUGAACACGUUUUUAAGAGAGAAGCGGUUUAAAAUGUUUACCGACGUACCUCAUCCUCUUUUCUACGUUUUAGUGGUGGAUUGACAAGGAGAAUCUGUAAGAGUGCUCUGAGAUAUUUUUUUUUAAUGAUGUAAGUGGAAAAGAAAAAAUUCCACUUACAUCAGCCAAAUAAAAAUAGUGUUUUCCUUCUAUUGGCAAUGACAGGGAUAUCAACGUUUUGUUUAUUUAUUGCAUCAGAGCAAGGCAUUAAAGAAAUUUCAGAGUUAACGCAAAGGGCUUGCUAAGCAUUGUGAACUGUGAAUCUAUGCCAGCAUGCCAUAACUGCAGAAGCUGUGCUACUUGCUAGUCAAAACAAUCUCGUACUACCCUUAAAUUGGCAUUCGCUGUUAAUAUUGAAUGUUUUACCUAUAACACUUAAUGUGGCAAAAUCUUUGAAAAAUUACCUUUACUCAUUUCGCCACUGAAAUACAACGUGAGGUAAGAUGUAUGCUUGGAACGGCGGCUCGCAGCAUCGCUUAGUGUAGAACGGGGAAUGCAUGACUGAAAUGAUUGAGAUGUGUUGGUAGUAAUACCUGAAUUGGGGUUUAGCCUGCACGAUAAUGCUUCGGAUUCCGUGAAUGCCAGUAGUGGAAAUGUUCAGGUGAUGUUAUCGGUUACUUCCUUGAGGAAUUUCUCCAAAAAACAUAAGCAGCAGAUUGCACAGGAAGGGACCAAAUAGGCCAAAUAAAACUCCAGCAAUGUGGUGAGUGUUACGUGUAACCCAGUUUUAAUAUUUCAGGUGCACCUGUCAAUAUUUGUUAAUAAGGAUUAGUUUAAAGGAAAGAACAGGAAUGUGUGCUCUUUGCUUUUGAAUAGGAUGUCAUACAGCUCUGGAAAACAAUGUAUCUACUAUGCUAAGGAACAGUAACUCCUGUCCAUAGCGCAGUGACAUGCUCUUCCCUGCUUUCAGUUGACGGUUCCCUUAUGUUUUUCAGUAGCAGGAUAGAACUCUUUGUACGCUGGUUGCUGUAAAGGAAAUAGAAAUUUGCAUUUUUAGCUGUCUUUCCUUAGCCCUUGAACAGGAGAAGGAAGGAUUCUUGUCUGAAGCUCUUCAGGCUGAAAAGCAUUAUUCUAGACAGAGGGAAGACGGCAUGCCUUUCUUAAGAACAGAAGGGAUUUGAGGAGGGUUUACUGAUUUCUGAAACCUUUGCAAUCUGAGAGCAUAUGCACGUUUUCACACUGAGAUACUGUUGUAUCUGGAUUUUAAAAAUUAAAAAAAAAAAAAAACAAAAACCCAA
Messenger RNA from Falco peregrinus (peregrine falcon), 4936 nucleotides. RefSeq names its product solute carrier family 35 member A3 (gene SLC35A3). Gene Ontology annotation, biological process: pyrimidine nucleotide-sugar transmembrane transport. Gene Ontology annotation, cellular component: Golgi membrane. The transcript has 8 exons. The coding region runs from base 967 to 1947 and encodes 326 amino acids. Lineage: Eukaryota; Metazoa; Chordata; Aves; Falconiformes; Falconidae. Gene Ontology annotation, molecular function: UDP-galactose transmembrane transporter activity. The record is from RefSeq and is a predicted model, not a curated record.